AGAAUUUCGGCACAUCGAUCAAGCCAGAGAGACCCAACAUGGUGGCUCGUCAAACAGGCCAUGCACCACAAACAUGGCUAAAUCCUAGGCCCCACGCUCCCUGGACACGUGUCUUCCUCUGAAUAUGCCCAUACAGUUGGCCCCUUUCUUUUAGGCAUUCCCAAUACUCCCUUCCUUCAAUCACUUUGACAUUUCCUUUGUACCUGCAGACUACUCACUCACCAACUUGCAGAGAGAAGAAGAAAAAAAAAAUGAAGAUCUUCAACUGGGUACACAAGAGGUUUCAUCACACUGUCCUCAAGGAUGGGCUUGCUCGAAACGUGAAAACAACUGAAUCAACUACUAAUAACAGUGACAAGCAAGCGUUACUGAAACAAGUGGCCCUUGCUGAAGUGCUUGAUGGUUGGAGGGAUGGCAUUCUAACCAUUGGAACGUUUGGGUUUGAUCCUCUAAAACCCUUUAACCAACAAAAGGAAUAUUUGGUUUUGGAAAGUGAGGAAGAGGAUGAUGAUAUUGAGGAGGCUGAAGUUGGACAAUAUUCCAAUGAUGAGGACGGGGAUGGUGAUGACAGCGACGAAAAUGCCCAACAUGAAGAGCUGAAUCCAUUGAUGUUCACAACAUUUGAACACAAUUUUGAGGAUUUGGAAUCAAACCCUGACCAUGACAUUAAUGUUUGUAAACCUGAUGUGAUUAUGACUGUUGAUGGUGUUCCUCUAACUCCUCCAGAAUAUGAUGAAUUGGACAACAGGGAGGGAGAGGAAAAGAAAAAGAAGGGAGAAAGAAUAACACUGGCCGACCUUUUCUUGGCUGAUGCUGAUGUGAAAGAGAAACUUGAUCCCGACCACUUCUUCCCAAAUCCUGGUAAAAAAACAGUGCUUCGAACCAAGAAUGGUCUUUCUUUUGCCAAGAAGUUUAUUCCUCGUGUCAAAGGAGUUAAAGAGGAUUCAAGUCCAAUAAAAAAUCUGCAACGACUUAUGAGGAAAAUGUUGAAGAGGAAGAUCCAUCCAGAGUUUGAAGUCAAGAUACACAAAUCAGAAAGUCAGACGCCUGGAGAAACAGGAGUUAUCACCAAUGAUGAACAUGGAGUCUCUGAAUCAGUCACUCUACUUCCAACUCAAGGUGCUACAGUCUGAAAUUUCAUCUGAAUAAUGGCCUGGUCUCCUAGAAAUGUGUAUUUUUUUUUUUUUUUUGUUAUAAAAUAACUUUUCAAGGACAAUAUUAAUUAGGUUUUCUUGUUUAUGAACUACUGGACCAUGUGAUUCUGUUUUGUAAGGUUCCUCCAAUGUUUUGGCUUUAGUGUAUGAUUGAAGUUUGAUUUGUUGCGUAGUUGACAAACUACAAUGGUUUAUGUUUUGGUAUUUGGAUGCAUCAUGUUAGGUAUGUGGGAUUGGACUUUAAUGCUACAAGCCUACAAUAGAAUGAAAAUGGUACUAAUUCUUGAA
Molecule: messenger RNA, 1442 nt
Organism: Quercus robur (English oak)
Lineage: Eukaryota; Viridiplantae; Streptophyta; Magnoliopsida; Fagales; Fagaceae
Product: protein TILLER ANGLE CONTROL 1
Exons: 5
Coding region: 252-1133 (293 amino acids)
Biological process (GO): morphogenesis of a branching structure
Source: RefSeq, a predicted model, not a curated record